AUGAGUCAAACCAGCAGCCAUUUCUGUGAUCUCGAUCUUGAGGAUCACCAUGAUGAUGACAGAAAAGUAGAGGUGGUUGUAGAAGGAAGCAAAGAGGAUUUGGAGAAGCAGAAGCCUGUUCCCAUUUCAUCCAACAGUAAACCUGAACAACCACUACCACCCAAGGCUGCACACCGACUCUUCACCGUGUGCUUGGCUCUAAAUGUGAUCGGUUUGGUCCUUGGAGCCACUGGGCAUUUCCCCUAUGCAAGGCACAAGGCCGCACUCUUCGCCAUUGGGAACAUACUGGCUUUGAUUCUUUGCCGGACCGAGGCCUUUCUGCGUGUGGUUUUCUGGCUAGCUGUGAAGCUAUUAGGGAGAUCAUGGGUACCUAUACCGUUCAGGACUGCCACCACAUCCUUCCUCCAAUGUCUUGGUGGAAUUCACAGCAGUUGUAGUGUAUCUUCGGUGGCCUGGCUCGUAUACGCUCUUGUGCUCACUCUUAAAGACAGAGAAAACACAUCACCGGAGAUCAUAGGCGUGGCUUCCACCAUCCUUGCUCUUCUUCGCCUUUCAUGCUUGGCUGCAUUCCCCCUUGUCUGCCAUCUCCACCAUAACGUCUUCGAAAGGAUCCAUCGCUUUGUCGGUUGGACAGCCCUCGGUCUCAACUGGGCCUUUGUCAUCCUCACCUUCUCCUACCAACCAGAAUCUAAAAUCUACAAUGUACGCAGCUCCAGAUUGGUAUGA
This is a messenger RNA of Nelumbo nucifera (sacred lotus), 726 nucleotides long. The record is from RefSeq and is a predicted model, not a curated record. Lineage: Eukaryota; Viridiplantae; Streptophyta; Magnoliopsida; Proteales; Nelumbonaceae.